Varanus komodoensis (Komodo dragon) is the source of this 2058-nucleotide messenger RNA. Its product is annotated as vomeronasal type-2 receptor 26-like. Bases 1 to 2058 code for a protein of 685 amino acids. Gene Ontology annotation, molecular function: G protein-coupled receptor activity. The record is from RefSeq and is a predicted model, not a curated record. Gene Ontology annotation, cellular component: membrane. Gene Ontology annotation, biological process: G protein-coupled receptor signaling pathway. The transcript has 4 exons. NCBI's taxonomy places the organism in Eukaryota, Metazoa, Chordata, Lepidosauria, Squamata, Varanidae.
AUGGCCCCAAAGGAAGCCCAUCAGUAUAUAGGGAUUAUCUUAUUACUUCAGCAUUUUGGGUGGACCUGGGUUGGGCUCUUUGUCACAGAUGGUGAUCAUGGGGAACAUUGUUUGAAAAUCUUGGAAUCCUUGCUUGAUCAGAAUGCAAUAUGCUCAGCUUUCACACAAAGAAUUCCACAACAGUCUCGAAUGGAAGGCAUGGAUCAAAUUUAUAGUAUAAUUGCAAGCAUUUAUGUACCAUUUCAAGAUAUUAAAGCCAAUGCAUUUAUCCUCUGUGGGGAACCUUUGACAAUUACAUGGCUGAAAACAUACCUUUUUCUACGAGACCCUGAAAAUAAGGAAAAUGCAUCUUUUAGGAAAGUGUGGAUUAUGACCACUCAGAUUGAUUUCAUAUCAACAGGCCACCAAAGAGCCUGGGAUUUUAGAUUGUUCCAAGGUGCCAUUUCCUUCACAAUUCACUCAGAAAAAAUUGUUGGUUUUGAGCAAUUUCUUCAGGUUGUACAACCUCAUUGGACCCAAGGAGACAGUUUUCUCAAAGACUUCUGGGAACAAGCUUUUGACUGUACAUUUGCAGAUCCAAAUGAAUCCAUCAUGCUCAGUGGGACAUGCACUGGAGAGGAGAAACUAGAGAGUCUUCCUAGGACUCUUUUUGAGAUGGACAUGACUGGCCACAGCUAUAGUAUCUAUAAUGCUGUCUAUGUCGUGGCACUUGCUUUGCAUGCUGCAGAGUCAUUUAUUUCCCAACAUAGAGGGUUACUGGGUAGCCAGUUAGUUGAACUUGAGUGUCUGCAGCCUUGGCAGCUCCACCCAUUUCUUCAAGGCAUCACCUUUAACAACUCAGUUGGUGAAACAGUGUCCUUCAAUGACCGAAUGGAAAUAGAAGGUGGACUGGACAUCAUGAAUCUGGUUACAUUCCAAAAUAAGUCCUUCCAGAGAGUAAAAGUUGGAUGGGUCAAUCCUAAUGCUCCCAAAGGAAAAGAGCUGAUCAUUAGUGAAGAUAGAAUUGUGUUUCACAGGGGCUUUAACCAGGUGAUCCCUCUUUCUGUUUGUAAUGAACACUGUCACCCUGGUUAUCAGAGGAAAAGUUUGGAAGGUGAAAAAUUUUGCUGCUAUGACUGUGUUCCAUGCCAAGGAGGGAAGAUCUCAAGUCAGAAUGAUAUGGAUGAUUGUUUCAGAUGCCCAGAAGAUAAAUAUCCAAGCAAGGACAGAAACAGAUGCAUUCCCAAGAUGAUAAGCUUUCUGUCUUUUGAUGAACCUAUAGGUGGCAGCUUAGCUUCUGCUUCUCUUUCUUUUUCCCUGAUCACAGCUAUGGUGCUCAGAACAUUUAUUAAGCACAAAGAUACUCCUCUAGUCAAAGCCAACAACCGGGCCCUCACCUACAUUCUUCUCAUCUCUCUCCUGCUCUGCUUCCUGUCCUCUUUGCUAUUCCUUGCUCAACCUGGGAAAGUGAAUUGCCUUCUCCGACAGCCAGCUUUUGGUAUCACCUUUUCCGUGGCUGUUUCUUGUGUUCUGGCAAAAACAUGCACUGUUUCUCUGGCAUUCAUUGCCACCAAGCCUGGAUCUAGAAUAAAGAAAUGGGUGGGCAAAAGGUUGCCCCUUUCCAUUGUCCUAAUUUGCUCCCUUAUUCAAGUAAACAUUAAUAUCAUGUGGUUGGCAACCUCUCCUCCCUUCCCUGAUUUAGACAUGCACUUCAGAACCAAGGAAAUAAUUAUCCAAUGCAAUGAAGGCUCUGUUGUCAUGUUUUCCUGUGUCCUAGGCUACCUGGGACUCUUGGCCAUUGCCAGCUUUCUUGUGGCAUUUCAAGCCCGCAAAUUGCCUGACAUCUUUAAUGAAGCCAAGUUUAUUACAUUCAGCAUGCUGGUGUUUUGCACAGUGUGGGUUUCCUUUGUUCCCACCUAUUUUAGCACCAAAGGAAAAGACAUGGUGGCUGUGGAGAUCUUCUCAAUUGUGUCUUCUGCUGCAGCAUUGCUAGGUUGCAUCUUUUCUCCUAAAUGCUACAUCAUCAUGCUGAGACCUGAGUUGAACAAGACGGAGAAACUAAUAAAGAGGAAAAAAUAA